AUGCAGGACAGUGAGCUGUUGUCUCCAGGGAUCAUCAUUAACUGUAGCGGCUCGGGCAGCAGCAGUAACGCCGCUCUGUCUCUAGAGGGCAGUCGUCACCUGAGCCGUAGCAACAUCGACAUCCCUCGCUGCAGCGCUGCAGACGAACACAAGAAGCAGCUGCCGCGCAAACGCAGCGACUCGUCCACAUACGAGAUCGACACCAUCAAACAACACCAGGCCUUCCUCAGCAGUCUUCACUCCAGUGUUCUGCGCACUGACCCGGCCUCUCGGCGCUCCAGCAGCAGCACUAUGCUGGAAGGUGGCGGCGCUCUGGGAAAGUUUGACUUCGAGGUCUCCGACUUCUUCCUGUUCGGCUCUCCGCUCGGCCUGGUGCUGGCGCUGAGGAAGACCGUCGUGCCCACGCUGGACGUGUGUCACCUGCGUCCAGCGUGUCAGCAGGUGUAUAAUCUCUUCCACCCGGCCGACCCGUCUGCCUCCCGUCUGGAGCCGCUGCUGGAGAAGCGCUUCCACCUCAUGCCUCCGUUCAGCGUUCCCCGAUACCAGCGCUUCCCUCUGGGGGACGGCCAGUCUGCACUGCUGGUGGAAACCGUCCAGAGUAACCCUCACCUCCUGUUGGAGAGUGUGAGCUGUGCUGCGCAGCGCUGUCCUGAUGGCAUCAGUGAGACCUCCAUCCCCGUCCCUGUGCUCAACUGGCAGAACAGCGCGCCCGCCACCGCCGAGACGGACGUCAUGCAGUCUCACGGCCUCAUGUUUUCCGAGCACUCGAACCCGUCGUCUCCGGCGGCCAUUCCAGCGUUUCGAGGAGCGCGGCGGGCCAGCGAGACCAGCAUCGCCAGCCAGGUGUCAGGACUCGCAGACAGCUACACCGCUAGCAACAUCGCUAACAUUGCGUCGCGCUGGUGGGGGACGAAGCGUGUGGACUUUGCGCUGUACUGUCCGGAUGCGCUGACAGCGUUCCCCACCGUGGCUCUGCCUCACCUCUUCCACGCCUCAUACUGGGAGUCCACCGACGUCGUGUCCUUCCUGCUGCGCCAGGUGAUGAGACAUGAGAACUCCAGUAUCUUGGAGCUGGAUGGGAAGGAGGUGUCAGAGUUCACUCCGUCCAAACCGCGAGAGAAGUGGAUGAGGAAGAGGACGCAUGUGAAGAUCAGGAAUGUGACGGCGAACCACCGCGUCAAUGAUGCUGUGUUCACAGAGGAUGGGAAUCAGGUGGUCACGGGACGCUUCAUGUACGGCCCGCUGGACAUGGUCACGCUGACAGGAGAGAAGGUGGACGUGCACAUCAUGACGCAGCCUCCGUCAGGUGAGUGGGUGUACUUCAGCACAGAGCUGACCAACAGCAGCGGCCGCGUCUUCUACGAGAUCCCCGACAGCAAACGCCUGAGCAUAGGAGUGUAUCCUGUGAAGAUGGUGGUGCGGGGCGACCACACAUCUGCAGACAGCUAUCUGACGGUUCUCCCACGUGGAACAGAGUUUGUGGUGUUCAGCAUUGACGGCUCUUUCGCCGCCAGCGUCUCCAUCAUGGGCAGCGACCCCAAAGUGCGAGCCGGAGCGGUGGAUGUGGUCAGGCACUGGCAGGAUCUGGGUUACCUGAUCGUGUAUGUGACGGGCCGGCCGGACAUGCAGAAGCAGAGGGUGGUGGCGUGGCUGUCGCAGCAUAAUUUCCCGCAUGGGAUCGUGUCGUUCUGCGAUGGACUGGUGCACGACCCGCUGCGACACAAGGCCAACUUCCUGAAGACCCUCGUCACAGAGGCUCAUAUGAAGAUCUUCGCUGCUUACGGCUCCACCAAGGACAUCUCUGUGUACACGUCACUCGGCCUGCCGCCGGCGCAGAUCUACAUCGUGGGCCGACCCACCAAGAAGAUGCAGCACCAGUGCCAGUUCAUCACGGAUGGAUACGCAUCUCACCUGUCCCAGCUGGAGUAUAAUCAGAGAUCCAGACCCGCCAAGACCGGCAGCACCCGCAUGGUUCUGCGCAAGGGCAGCUUCGGACUGGGCAGCGGAGACUUCCUGCGGAAGAGGAACCACCUGCUGCGCACCAUCUCCAGCCAGCCCACGCCCUCCACACCGCUGCCGGGGGCCCGACCAGAGCGUGCCCAGAGCCAGUCGGAGUGUGACCGCGAGCGGGCCGAGCGCGCACAGAGGAGUAUGAGCAUCGCCGCCGGCUGCUGGGGGCGGAGCACCAAACUGGAGGGCGGAGCCUUGAGCCCCAAAUAGGCUCCACCCACUGCCCCGCCCCUCCUCGAGUCGCGCAGGACAGUGUGACCGCAGACUCACCACUGCUGCAUGGAGACCUUCAUUUCAGUCCGGCACACACACCUGAUCCAGAAGCCCCGAGCGGGUCAGGGGCCACGCCCACCAAUCACUGAGUGUGUGUGUGUGUGUGUGUGUGCACGAACCCUCCUCACCUGUGUGUGUAUGAACAGGUGUGUGUGACUCCUCUGAAUUGCUCAGGACAGCCAUGAACAGAGGAGCACACAAACACACACACACACACACACACACACAGCCGUCCAAAUAAGCUCCAGCACACACACCUGAACUAUCAACACACAACCCUUUACUAGCUGCAAUACCUGCAACCGCCUGCAGGGACACACACACACACAUGCUGAACACACCAUACACACCCCCCACCGCUGUUCUGCCCACGCCUGAGCCUACACACACAGCUGUAAACACACUCCACACACACACGCUGGACACACCAAACACACCAAAUCUGACUCAAACAUGCUGAAAACACACCACACACACUGAACACCUCACUCAUAUGCUGGACACACCACACACACACACAUAUACGCCAUCCUCAUGCUGAACACACACACACACGCGCGCUCGCCAUUCUCUGAUGGAGUCACAUGACCAUGCUGGAGUCACAUGACCAUGAGCACAUGCCAAUCAUCUCUGCCACACCUGCGCAGCUGUGUAAGAAACAAACACACACACACACACCUGCGUGGCGAGCGCAGCAGCUGAAGCGUGGUGUGUCCUCAUGUUUCCAGGUUUGUCCACGUCUCUUCAUGCUUUUAGUUUUUAAUGCAGCUUUUAUGAAGACUGGAAGAGCCGAGCGGACCCCUGACCCCUGACCCCUGACCCCCGCAGGUCACCUGUAGAUACUGUAUAGAGACUGUAAAUCAGACUGUACCGCAGACGUCACGCUCAGAGUUUAUUUAUUAGUGUAGUGGGAGGAGCCGGUGGACAUCUGAGCUCUCAAACUGACCAAUGAGGCGCCUCCGUCUGCGUAACCAUAGAGACAGUGUUUCUGUAGCAGAGCUGAAGGACAAUCAUCCAGCAGCGCGCACACACACACACACACACACACACACACAUGAAGUGUGGACCACUGGCUGAUCUGAAUGUGGACCACUGAACUACAGCCACAGUCUGGACACUGCUGAUAACUGUUCAAUCAUCACACACACACACACACACACACACACACACACACACAUAUACAGACACAGAUACACACACAGAGAGAGAGAAACACACACAUACAGACACAUAUUCAAUACACACAGAGAUACACACUCCCUGACACACACAUUCUCUCAGAUGUGCACACAAACACACACACAUUCAAACAUACACAGGGAAAGACACAUACACACUUUCUCACACACAAAAGGCACACACUCCCGACAAACAUUCCUUCAGUCGCGCACACAAACACAGAGAGAGACACACACACACACACUAAUGCACACAUUAUCCAACACACACUCACACACUUUCCCUCUCUCACACUCUCACGGUCAUACUAACACACACACACACACACACACACACACUUACACACAC
Messenger RNA from Danio aesculapii, 3810 nucleotides. RefSeq names its product membrane-associated phosphatidylinositol transfer protein 2. The transcript has 14 exons. Gene Ontology annotation, molecular function: phosphatidylcholine binding; phosphatidylcholine intramembrane carrier activity; metal ion binding. The record is from RefSeq and is a predicted model, not a curated record. Lineage: Eukaryota; Metazoa; Chordata; Actinopteri; Cypriniformes; Danionidae. Gene Ontology annotation, cellular component: cytoplasm. The coding region runs from base 1 to 2220 and encodes 739 amino acids. Gene Ontology annotation, biological process: phospholipid transport.